UGAGCGUUAUAUAAAAUAUAUUUUCUUUGCUGCGCGUUUAGAUAAAAUCAUAUCUAAACUGUGUGUUCAAGCUUUCACUCGUAUCGUACCAUGGAAACCUGAUUUAUCGAUUUAAUACAACAUGGAGAUGCAUUACUCCAUUCUCGUUAAAUAACGCAGUAAUAUUUUUUAGAUAAAGCCAUACUCUCCUUCUGUCAAAGCAAAUCAAUUAUUUUUAAUAAGCAUAAUACGUGAUCAACUUCACGACAUUUAUGUGUCCUAUUAAAUUGCGAUAUUUAAAAUAUUACAUUUCGUUAUUUCGUACUUGUAAAAUCGGAUUAUUAUCUAUUUAUAUUUUACAUUGUGCAUUAUAAAAAAUUGAUUCUGAAAAUAUCGAGUAAAAAGACUGAGAAGAAAUAAAAUAUUCAUGAUUACGUAUACAAUAAAAUAUCUAUAAAAAAUAAUCUUGUUCAUGAUAUGUUUGUGCAUAAACACCCUAUGCACGAAAAUAUUGAUGAGUCGAUGUUGUUUUAUCAAAGUCGGGGCAUGCGCGGAGUCGCAAAGAUUUCUCUUUACCAAUAUAGAGAUUGCCGGGUUACCACAUCGUUGCUUGAUAAAUUUAAAGUUUCCUAAAAGAUAAAUCCGAAUGUGUAAUUGAACUUGAAAGAGUGCAUCGUAAAACCCAGAAGAUACAGCAAUUUCCUCUAAUCAGCAGAUGUAAUGAGAAAUUAAACAAGUAAUUUGAUAACAACCAAUAUAUUUGAAGACCAAUGCACAAUGUAUCCAAGAUAGAUCCACUAGUUCUACAUUCUAUAUACGCAGAAAUUGGACACACUGAUAUCUCUGCGUAGAAAUAGUGGACUCGUUGUUUUCAGCAAAUUGGCAAAUACGAUUUAAUCAUCAUGAUAAGAGAAAUAUCAUUUUGCCGGGAUUUUACAGGCUGUGCAUGAAGAAUUGUAAAAUAAGAAAGAAGCUCUUGCACUUUUGGAAUUCGAGUAUAUUGCAUGGUCGUGGCUACAAGGAAGACGUAUAAAUAGAACAUUAUAAGAUCAAACUAAAAGGAAUAAUCUUUCAAGUGACGAGGCAAAUAAUCAAUGACUCUGAAAACUGUGCGAACACGAGCAUUUAUUCGCUGACUGUUGCCGAGUAUAGACCGUUGCGGAUAAGAUGGCGAAACAAGUACAAAUUAAAUACACUCAACUGUUUAUCGACAAUGAAUUUGUCGAUGCUGUGAGCGGCCGCAAAUUUCCAACACUGAAUCCCACAAGUGGUAAAGUUAUCGCUGAAAUUUCCGAAGGAGACAAGGCUGAUGUUGAUAAAGCAGUAAACGCUGCCAAACGGGCGUUCGAUAGAAAUUCAGAAUGGCGUAAAAUGCAUCCCUACACGCGUGGGCAGCUGAUGAACAAGUUCGCAGAUCUUGUCACGCGCGAUUUAGAUUAUAUCGCCACUCUCGAAACACUUGACAAUGGAAAAACUUACGCAAGUGCCGUUGAAGAUAUACAAGCAAGUAUCUGUACUCUUCGUUACUAUGCAGGCUGGUGUGAUAAGAUACAUGGGGAUACCAUCCCGACAGGUCAUACCAGUGUGACACUGACGCGAAAGGAGCCAGUUGGCGUUGUAGGGCAAAUCAUCCCCUGGAAUUAUCCCUUCAUGAUGUUAGUUUGGAAGUGGGGUCCUGCACUGGCUACUGGAUGUACUCUGAUCUUGAAGCCGGCGGAGCAGACACCUUUGAGUGCGCUUUACGCAGCUGCUCUCGCUAAAGAGGCCGGAUUCCCAGCUGGUGUUAUAAAUGUUAUCCCAGGCUACGGGCCAACUGCUGGCGCAGCUAUUGCUGAGCACCCGGAAAUUCAAAAAGUUGCCUUCACCGGAUCCACUGAGGUCGGACGUAUCAUAAUGGCAGCUUGCGCUAAAAGCAAUCUUAAGCGUGUCAGUCUUGAACUAGGUGGCAAGAGCCCGCUCGUUAUUUUCGAUGAUGUCGAUGUGAAGGAAGCUGCGGAGAUCGCGCACAACGCAAUAUUUGCGAAUCAUGGGCAAAAUUGUUGCGCGGGAUCGCGCACAUUUGUGCACUCGAAAAUAUACGACGAAUUCGUAAAGCGUGCUAAACAAUUGGCGCUCAAUAGGAAAGUGGGAGAUCCGUUCGACAAAAAAACUGACCAAGGGCCACAGAUUGACGACGAGAUGUUGAACAAAAUUAUCGACUUAAUCAAUUCUGGUAAACAGCAGGGCGCUGUCGUGCAGGCUGGUGGUAAUCGCGAGGGCAGCGUUGGCUAUUUCGUGCAGCCUACUGUUUUCUCAAAUGUAACCGACGACAUGAGAAUUGCUAAGGAAGAAAUUUUUGGCCCGGUGCAGUCGAUCUUGAAAUUCGACACGAUGGACGAAGUAAUUGAACGUGCUAAUCGUACAAAUUAUGGUCUUGCCUCCGGCGUCAUUACCAGAGACAUUAAUAAGGCUUUGGAAUUUGCUCAAGCGGUGGAAGCUGGCAGUGUUUGGGUGAAUUGUUACGAUGCUAUUACACCUCAAACACCAUUCGGCGGAUACAAAGAGUCUGGUAUAGGACGUGAAUUGGGAGAAGAAGGCCUAAAGGGAUAUCUCGAGAUUAAGACAGUUUCUAUCAACAUCGCCAAAAAGAACUAAUUGAAUACGGAUGUUUGCAAGUUUCAAAAUAAUAUAUCUUAAUUUGAAUAUUUUGGAUACAAUUGUCCCGAAUAAAAUUCAUGUAACCGAAUGUUAAUAAAAUUAUAUAUAUGUAACGAGA
This is a messenger RNA of Ooceraea biroi (clonal raider ant), 2734 nucleotides long. Its product is annotated as retinal dehydrogenase 1. The record is from RefSeq and is a predicted model, not a curated record. NCBI's taxonomy places the organism in Eukaryota, Metazoa, Arthropoda, Insecta, Hymenoptera, Formicidae. Gene Ontology annotation, molecular function: oxidoreductase activity, acting on the aldehyde or oxo group of donors, NAD or NADP as acceptor.